This is a messenger RNA of Cryptomeria japonica (Japanese cedar), 1055 nucleotides long. RefSeq names its product methyl-CpG-binding domain-containing protein 2. The record is from RefSeq and is a predicted model, not a curated record. Lineage: Eukaryota; Viridiplantae; Streptophyta; Pinopsida; Cupressales; Cupressaceae. Gene Ontology annotation, molecular function: zinc ion binding; DNA binding. The coding region runs from base 136 to 747 and encodes 203 amino acids. The transcript is spliced from 2 exons.
AGUAUUAGAUUAUAACAUCUAACCUCACAAACCGCGCUUCCGAAACCAGGAAGACGAAAGCAGGCAGAUAUAUACAGAAAUCACAAUAGCGGAAACGGUGGAGAGAAGACGAGUUUCCGAUCACGAGCAAUAAAAAUGGAGCAAAACCAGGCGCUCAUUAAGGUGGAGCAGACAACCCCUCAAAAAAGCAGAGGGGCGGCAUCAAUGGCAUCUCUUAAAACGCCCAGAUCAGCGACCAAAAAAAAGUCCUCGUCCACGGUUGGGACGUACGCCGUCCAAUGCGUUAAAUGCUUAAAAUGGAGAAAAAUUCCAAGCAAGGAGCAAUAUGAAGCAAUCCGGCAGAGCGCCAUUGAGAACCCCUGGGUGUGCUCACGGGCUUCUAGCUGGCGCCCCCGUGCUUCAUGCCAUGAUCCUCCCGAUCUCUCUCCAGAUUUGUCCCGCCUUUGGGUAAUUGAUAAACCCAACAUUCCCUGCCCUCCCAAAGGAUGGGAGCGCUUAUUAACACUCCGAGGGGAAGGCGCCUGCAAGUUUGCCGACGUCUACUAUAUUUCUCCCUGCGGAAAGAAAUUAAGGUCUUCGGUCGAGGUUGAGAGAUUCUUGGAAGAAAAUCCAAAAUAUAUUGAACAAGGGGUCACAAUUUCACAGUUCAAUUAUCAAAUUCCUAGACCGCUUCACGACAGAAAACGUUCGACUUCGGAGGCCCAGAUCCAAAGUGACUCAGGUCGGAGCAGAAGUAGAAAGACGUGAAAGUAAAUUGGUUUGCCAUUUUCAUUGUGGGAUUAUCAUAGAAGAUUUGUAUAUGUACCUGUCCUUUUUGUUUUUUGCACUCGUUUAUCAAAGGUAACUGUUUGUUUUUCGAACGUGAAAAAUGACUCUAAAUGCCCGGACCUAAAUGGGUGUACGAUUAAUUCAUGAUCCCGGAACAACGAUUUAUGAUUUUUUGUAUCUUUUUAAUAGCCGCUAGGCUUGAAACAUUUUCGCCCUGAUGACGAAUACAUAUUGUAUUAUUGUUUUUCAUUCUUAAUAGCUACUAGGGUUGAAACCUUUUACCUUGA